AUGACUAAUAGUUCACCUGGAUUUGAUUAUAAAUUAAAGGCUCCUUUAAUUUGUUUAGAAAAAAGUGACGAUGCUACUUUUUAAGAUGUUGAUAUUACUGAAAAUGAAAUACUUGUUGUUGAAAUUUAAAAAGAUGACAAUAGUGGUACAUUUACUGAUUUCUUCUUUAAAAUGGAAGGAGAACUUAAUCAAGAAUAAUGUGAUUAUUGUAGAACUUAUAGAAUUUUGAAAUUUUAGUGCAAAUGUUAAAAAGCUUCUUAUUGUACUGAAUCUUGUAGGUAAAAAGACAUAAGCUAUCAUUCAAGAGUAUGUGAUUUAGCAGAUCAAGAUACAGAAGAAGAAGAUAAUGAUAAUCCAUAUUAAUUUUAAUAAUUAUCAGUUAGAGGAAUAUGUGGAUUAAAUAAUUUAGGAAAUACAUGUUUUAUGAAUAGUGCUCUUUAAUGUAUGAGUAAUACCGAAUAUCUGACAUAUUAUUUUUUAAAAAAGUAUUUCAAAAAUGAAAUAAAUUUAACGAAUCCAUUAGGAACAAAUGGAAAAUUAGUAAAGUAAUAUUCCUAAUUCAUUAAAAAUUUAUGGAUUAGUACAGAAAAUGUAUUUUAACCUUUAGGAAUUAAAAGAGCAAUAGCGUCUCUAUAAAAUAUGUUUGCAGGUUAUUAAUAACAUGAUUCUUAAGAAUUCCUUUCUUUCAUUUUAGAUGGCCUUCAUGAAGAUUUAAAUAGAAUAAAAUAAAAGGCUUUUACUGAAUAAAUAGACUCUAAUGGUGAGUAUGAUAAUAUUGUUUCUAAAAAAUCUUGGAUUAACCAUUUAAAAAGAAAUCAAAGUAUAAUUGUAGACAUUAUGUAAGGAUAGUUUAAAUCUAAAGUCAAGUGUCCUGAAUGUGGUAAAAAAUCAGUUACUUUUGAUCCUUUUCUUACUUGUACUUUACCUAUUCCUCAUUAAUAACUUAAGAAUAUUGAUUUGUACUAUAUCUUUGUAAAUAAUAGAGCAGUUAGUUGUGCAGAAACUUUUUAUUAUUAAUCAGAUAAAAAUCUAAAGGUAGAUGAUUUAAAAUCUUAUUACAGUAGAAAGUUUAAAGUUGAAAAAGAAAGGCUUUUACUUUUUAUGAACUAAUAUAAUGGUUUAAAUUAAAUAUAAGAUAGUUUAUUAAUUCACGAAGUAAAGAAACAAUCAAAAAAUUUCAAAUAUUAGCUUAUUUUAUUCGAAUUAGAUUAAGCAAAAUAAAAUGAUGAUGAUAUCUUACUUUUUGUUGAACUUUCAGUUCAAAAAUCUCAUAAUUUUCAAUAUUAAAAAAAAUAUUAUAAAGAAAGUUAUUAUCCUCGUCCUUUUAUUUUUAACAAGAAUGCUACUAGCAAAGAUAUACAUUUAAGAAUAUUUGAAUGUUUAAAAUAGGUAAUAAUUAGGAGUAAAGAUAUGUUAGAUGAGGAUAUUUUAUAAGAUUUGUAAAACAUAAAUUAAUUAUACUUAAAACAUAUAAUUCAUUAUGAAAAAUCACAAAAAUUUUACUAAUUAAACAUAGUUUCAAACAACACGUAAGGUUAUAAUGAAAAAUGCAAUUGGUGUCAUUAAGAAAAUUGUGAAAAUUGUUAAUUAUAAAUAAAUGAUGAAAGGAAUUUAGAACAAUUAAUGCAAUUAAAUAAAGAUAGUCUCCGUAAAUUUAAGUUAGAAUGCUUAUUUUUUGCAUAAAGCUAAAUUAACCAUCAAGAAUUGAAGGCUUUAGAAAAUCCUUCUCCGGAAAUUUUAAAUUAAGAAGUAUUAAGUGAACAAAAUCAAUAAUAAAGCGAAAAAACAACAAUAUAUGAUUGCUUUAAUUUAUUUUAAUUAAAAGAGUAACUAGGAGAAGAUAACGAAUGGUACUGUUCCAAUUGUAAAAAGCAUUAAAGGGCAACUAAAAAAAUGAAAAUUUAUAGAUCUCCCUAAAUUCUUAUUAUACAUUUAAAAAGAUUCAAAAAUAAUGCUGGAAUUAUGUGGAAAGGAGGGAAAUUGACAAAAAUUAUUGAUUUUCCUUUGGAAAACUUAGAUAUUACAGAUUAUGUUAUUGAAAAAGAACCUCCUUCAUAUUAUUAUUAAAAUAAUGGAAAACUACUUUAUAAUUUAUAUGGGGUUGUCAAUCAUUUCGGAGGUAUAGGAGGUGGACAUUAUACUGCUUAUUGCUUAAAUGAAGAUAAUUGGUACUGUUUUGAUGAUUCAAGUGUAAAUAAAGUUAAUAAAAAAGAUAUUUGUACUGAAGCAUCUUAUAUUUUAUUUUAUAAAAAAAAAUGA
This is a messenger RNA of Ichthyophthirius multifiliis, 2259 nucleotides long. Its product is annotated as ubiquitin carboxyl-terminal hydrolase family protein, putative. Gene Ontology annotation, molecular function: cysteine-type deubiquitinase activity. Gene Ontology annotation, biological process: protein deubiquitination. The record is from RefSeq and is a predicted model, not a curated record. The transcript has 6 exons. NCBI's taxonomy places the organism in Eukaryota, Ciliophora, Oligohymenophorea, Hymenostomatida.